This is a messenger RNA of Archocentrus centrarchus (flier cichlid), 4682 nucleotides long. RefSeq names its product tetratricopeptide repeat domain 17 (gene ttc17). The transcript has 25 exons. Gene Ontology annotation, cellular component: cytoplasm; actin cytoskeleton. Gene Ontology annotation, biological process: cilium organization; actin filament polymerization. Lineage: Eukaryota; Metazoa; Chordata; Actinopteri; Cichliformes; Cichlidae. Bases 33 to 3644 code for a protein of 1203 amino acids. Gene Ontology annotation, molecular function: protein binding. The record is from RefSeq and is a predicted model, not a curated record.
GCCACAGAGAGGAGAAAAAAAAGGAGACAAAAAUGGCGGACCUGAGAAAAAUCUGUCCGGAGUCUUUACCCUGCCGUGUCAACUAUUCACGGAAAACCGCAUUACAUGGGAAGCUGUUCAUCCUCCUUUGUAUACUUACAGUGGACUCCGGAGGGGCUACGACCCACUGGGUUGUCACGGAGGACGGAAAAAUUCAACAGCAAGUGGACUCUCCUUUAAAUCUGAAACAUCCGCACGAUGUUGUGAUCUUCAUGAGGCAAGAGACUCGUGUUAACUACCUCAAGAAGCUGGAGAAGCAGCUCGUGGCACAGAAGAUUCACAUCGAGGAGAAUGAGGACCGAGAUACGGGUCUGGAGCAGAGGCAUUACAAAGAGGAUGCAGACUGUGUAAUGGCUAAGGUACCCCUGGGAGACCUGGAUCUGUAUGAUGGCACUUAUAUUUCCUUGGAAAGCAAAGAUAUCAGACCUGAAGAUUACAUUGAUUCCCGGUCUGCUCUGCCCCCAGAUCUGGAGAAGCCAGACUGUGGGAAAGUGUUUGAACUACCUUAUAGUAUCCAUGCUUUUCAGCAUCUCAGGGGUGUGCAGGAGAGAGCAAACUUGACCUCCCCACUUCUUUCUAAGGAGGAUCCCAUUUUUAGUUCAUUGUCUCUUAAGCUGGGUCGGAAUGCUGACGAGGUGGGCCAUCGCAUCCAUCAAGGCUUACUGAGGAAUUCAUCAUCCUGGGUGCUGUACAACAUGGCGUCAUUUUAUUGGCGUAUGAAGAAUGAGCCUCAGAAGGCUGUGGACUGUGUUGUGCGCGCUCUGCAUUUCUCCCCAAGGCAGCAUAAAGAUAUAGCCCUCGUCAACAUGGCCAACAUCCUGCAUCGUGCCCAUUUCUCAGCAGAUGCUGCUAUUCUUGCCCACGCUGCCCUCGACCUCACCUCAGAUCUCUUCACCAGCCACUACACCUUGGGCAACAUUUACGCUAUGCUUGGGGAAUACAACCACUCGGUGCUGUGUUACGAGCAGGCACUGCAGGCCCAGCCAGGCUUUGAACAGGCCCUGAGGAGGAAGCACGCUGUGCUGUGUCAGCAAAAACUGGAGCAACGCCUGGAAGCCCAGCACAGGUCCCUGCAGCGGACACUGAAUGAGUUGAAGGAGUACCAAAAGCAGCACGACCACUACCUUCGCCAGCAGGAGGCGCUGGACAAACACAAGCUGCUGCAGGAAGAACAAAUUCUGCGCAACAUUAUCCAUGAAACCCAGAUGGCCAAAGAAGCCCAACUUGGAAACCAUCAGAUGUGUCGGCUGGGUCAGCAGCAGCGCAGCCUCUACUGCCCCUUUGACCUGCCUGUGCGUUACCACCGGGGCGAUCUGUUUGAACAUGUUCAGUAUGUCCAGUUUGGAGAAGAGGUGUCGGUGGCAUCCAGUGUGGCACUUCUGUCAGAGCGCAACUCAAACCAGACAGAAGCCAGCCCCCAGCUCCACCCAACUGUGUCUGGGGAUCAGGAUCCUGCUGCCGCCCUCUGGGGCAGCCAUGAGGACUUGCAGAAGAUGUUGUGGCCACAGAGGACUGACUGUGCCCGUGAAUACCCAGGUGUUCCCCUUGCUCACUUGCUGCCAACCUACUACCUGUCACCUGAAACGCAGGGCAUCAGCCCAGUGGCAACUCUCCUCUAUGGGACCAAUAGUCCUGGGACAGUAGGUCUGCCAGACUGUGGUCCUGUCCCCCAACCAUAUCCAGCCCUUCUGCCUGCCUCACUAGACUGGCCUCUGGAAGAAAAAGAGCUGCCAGAUCCCCGAGCCUCUGAGAUACUGCAGUUACGCAGUGGAGGAUGGACACUAGACCAAAUUGGCUACAGAAUUGCUCAAGCUAUGAAAGAAGCUACUAUACCCCGCUGGCAGGUCCACAAUGAGGCGGCUCUGUUUUGGCGAGCCAAAGGCAACGGCAGCCGUGCCCUGCAGUGCCUGCGCCAAGCCUUGAGCUCAACUCCACCUUCCCAUCGCCACCUGCCUCUCACCAACGCUGCUAACCUGCUGCUACACCACGGCCUGGCCACCCACGCGCAAACACUACUGGAGUAUGCAUUGGCACUUAAUGCGUCAGAGCCUCACACCCUGCUCAGCCUAGUGAGCGUGCACUUGGCCCAGGGCAAUGUGACAGGUGCCCUGGCCUUGUUCCGCCACAUCCUGGUGACGGCCCUUUCCUCCUCCUCUUCUUUCUCAUCCUUUUCUGGCUGUGAACAGUGUCGCACCAGUCUACCUCUACUGCGUUGUCUUCAGUUCUACCCCUCCCUUUACAAUCUCUCAAACCGACAGCCCUGCUCAAUUGAUCCAGAGGGUGCUGCCUGCAUGGCUGAGGAGGACCUCAGCAUCCAGCUGGAGGAAUGGGAGGUUAGUGAAGAGAAGCAGGAUGCACUGGCCAUAUCUGCGAUGGAGGACACCCUGCUCUUUGAGAAGGUCAUCGUGGACAGUAACGGGUCAGGUGAGGCAGCUGGACAGCAGCAGGCUUCUCCCUCUGCAUCAGGGGCAGCUAAAAUGACUGGUUCUUUUGGAGAUGGAGGUGAAAAGGAGGAGGACUGGCAGCUAAAGGAGGACCUGAUGGGAGCGUUUGAGGGUGCACUGGAUGUUGGAGGGAAGCGAGGAGACCUGCGAGGAAUCAGAGUGCUAAAAAAUGACCGCGUCAUGGGUGCUCGUGCCGGGAGUGGGCCCUGUUUUGGAAACUGUGAGGAUGAUGAGGGAGCAGAGUGGAUCACUUUCCAAGUAAAACGGGUCAGGAAGGCUAAAGUGGAUGGGUCAGAAAGUGUUUCCAUCUCUGAUGACAGCCAGAAUGGGGACUCCCUGCCUGGGGGUCACUCUGUUUUGGAGAUCAGUGGUCCAACUAUCCCAUCGCCUGGUCCUUCAGGUCGUUGGAGAGACUACACCAGUCUUGGCUGGCCAGGGCCAGAGGAGUGCCAGCGGAUACGGAGGGUGGACCUCACCACUGUAGCUAGCACUUGGUUGGCUGUUUCUGCCAAGAACAUUGACAUCACAGAGCACAUAGACUUUGCCACUCCACUCCAGGAGCCAGCUGUUGAACCUUUAUGCAGUGCCAACCUAGCAGCUAGUAUGCACACCCUCGACCACCUGGCAGGGGUAGCCAAUCGCGCCGCCAUCCAUUACACUGGGGAGAGCCAACUGCGUGAGGUCCUGCAGAACCUCGGCAAAGAUAAGUUUUCCCCACAGUCCUUUGAGCAAGUGGGCACCCGCAUCGCUAAAGUCCUGGAGAAGAAUCAGACUUCCUGGGUUUUAUCCAGCAUGGCUGCACUGUACUGGCGAGUCAAAGGUCAAGGCAAGAGAGCCAUCGACUGUCUGCGACAAGCACUCAACUACGCCCCCCAUCAUAUGAAGGAUGUGCCACUUAUCAGCUUGGCCAACAUCUUCCAGAACGCCCGGUUAUGGGAGGACGCGCUUACGGUGGCUCGUAUGGCAGUAGAAAUUGCCCCGCACUUCGUUGUGAACCACUUCACCCUUGCCAAUGUCUAUAUAGCAAUGGAGGAGUUUGAGAAAGCCAUGCGCUGGUACGAAUCUACUUUGAAGCUGCAGCCGGAGUUCGCUCCUGCCAAAGAUCGACUGAGAACCAUUCAGUGUUACCUGCUCACCAAGAGAGAACGCCGUCAGCCCUGAACCACUCAGCCAGUUUAAUACCAGUAGCACCCACUGGUCAUGCAUACAUCAGAUACACACACACACACACACACACACACACACACACACACACACACACACACACACACACACACACACAGAAUACAUGUGAAGACCACAAAUAACUUGCACAAAGUAAAAGUGUAAGAAAAAUGAGUGUAGUCAAACAUGUUGUAUGAAGCUUUACAUUCAACUGACUUCUUUUUUUUUUAUUUAACCAAUCCCAAGAAUUAGGUUUUAAAUGUCACACAGUAAAACUGUACAUAAUCCUGGCCCACUACUUAUCUAUGAAAUUAGAGAUGUUUUUGUUAACUCAGAAAUCAAAAGCCUUAGACUUAUUUUUGCAAAUCAAGGUUUGCUUGAUUUGCAAAAAUGGAAGGUGGACAAAGCUGAGUAGUGACCACACGAUCCACCUAAAUCGCAUUUACAUUUUUUUUUUCUUUAAUUUGAAGAAAAGCUCAAACUGUCUUUCUUUUAAGACAUUUUACUACUGUUUGAUAUGAGGAAAUGGAAUCUUAAAAAAAAAACAAAAGUAUAUUGUUCCAUUAUGCUCAAGAAUAUUGAGAUACUGCCGCCUGGAGAUGGUGCAACAUUUUAUUCAAACUUAAUUGGAAAUCUUGAUUGGAAAGAAUGUUAUGCAGUAUUUGCUUUUGCUGGGAGUUUAAAUGAGGUUGAAUCAAAUAAUAUAUUCCCUCACUAUUUCUGCUUUUUUAAAAUGGAUGGGGAUGUUUGGUUUUUGUUUUGUUUUUUGGGGGUUUUUUGGAGGGGUUUUUUUGCACUUUUUUUUUUUUUUUUAUAGCAUUCCUAUUUAUAUGGGACCUACAAUCAAUUUGAUUUUUGCGCCAAGCUGCAAAAGAUUGAAAAUAAAAUAUGCUAUUAUAUUUGCUUCUUAACUUAUGGAAAUCAUCUGGCAGAAAAUGGAUAUCUCAUUGCCCAUCUAUAUAUUAAAAAAAAAAAACACAAAAAAAGUGGAAUCUGUAUUAAAUGUACAGCAUUAAAGGCAGUGUGUGGAUUUCA